AUGGCAUCUUCAUCUAAAGGUCUGAGGAUCCAGAGAAAAACUGGAGCUGGAAAGAGCUUACCACUAAACAUCAUCCUGAGACAAGAGGUGUUUGAAACACACCUAUCUUCUGAAUCUGUGACUGAGGAAUGCCAACAGUAUCAGCAGAAGGUAGAGGAUAGAAAGAGCUCAGUGAUAGACACUUCAGGACUGUGUGAUUCAUCAGUCAAUGAAGAACAACUGAAGGAGGAAAGAGUGAAGUGUGACGAGAUGUCUGUUCUUGGUCCUCGUGGAUUACUGGAGGAAAAAUUCAAGGAUGAAGAGCAGACAGUGAAAUGUAUUCAGGAGAACUUUGGAGAAGAAGCUGCACAUCACACCAUCAAUGUGUUCACUGAAGGAGAUCAGUUAAAUACUCCUACAGAGAAAUCUAUGACAACAGAUGAUCAGAUUAAUGAGGCAGGUAAAGUCAGAUUUAAUGUUUUCAGUGACACAGAUGUUGAAAAUCGAUCACAGGUCACUGAAAUGCAAGAGAAGACUGACAAAAUGUUGGAGGAGGAUAAAGGACAGCAUUUCACAAACAAGAUGUACCAAGAAGUUCAGAGAAGGAGUUUGGAAGAGGAGGAAACCCUUGGAGAGGAAGAAGCAUUGAGUUUGGCUCAGAAAACCGCAUUUGUGGGAGCAGGCGUGUUAGGAGGAGCGAUUGGAGUAGCAGGAGCGGUUGUUGGAGGUGUAGCACAUGGAGCAAUUGGCUUAGUAGCACCACCUGUAGCUUUAAUAGCAGCAGGAGUUGCUCUCAUGGCAGAAGGAGGUGCAUUAACUAUUGAACAAGCAUUGAAAGCUUGCAAGGAGCAGAAGGGAAAUGAAGGAAACAAUGCAUAA
This is a messenger RNA of Carassius gibelio (silver crucian carp), 858 nucleotides long. Its product is annotated as GTPase IMAP family member 7-like. The transcript has 2 exons. Lineage: Eukaryota; Metazoa; Chordata; Actinopteri; Cypriniformes; Cyprinidae. The record is from RefSeq and is a predicted model, not a curated record. The coding region runs from base 1 to 858 and encodes 285 amino acids. Gene Ontology annotation, molecular function: GTP binding.